GCUUCGGUGACUCACGGUGUAGUAACGGCAGAAGAGGGCCAGAGCCCGAGCAGAGCACUUCAAGAUGUGGGUCAGGACGGCUUCACUGUGGAUGACAUGGGGUAAGUUUUGACUGAAGCCUGUCUCUGUUAUUACCCGAAAGUAAAGUCAAUAGCUGGUGGACUGUAACAGAGGAUUUUACUAACGGCGGUGUUUGUUUGUGAAGUCUGUCUCGUGCAGAGCUCCGGGAUGCUGUCUCACGUGGAGAGGUAUGAAGUAGUCAGACCUCAGAGACUUUCAGGGAGGCAGAGGAGGAGUGUGAAGGACACACAGGUGAGCACACCUGAGAUUUCUCCAGUGAAAGUCGAUGUAAAGUUUACGAUUUUUAACCUAUUAGCCUGCAUAACAAAGUAAAAAGUUUGUCUUGCAGUCAGAAAUUUGACAAUUGCUGUUUUUAUUUAUUUGCUUUAAUUAAUGAAGUGAUUUAGUAAGUGAGUGAUAUAUAAUAACUUUGCAGUUUUGAUGCAUGGUACAAUAAUACCAGGAAUGUGAGAGUGUCACUUUUGUCUGAGAAAUAGUGACCCACAUUUCUCACCAUCUAAAUAUUAUUUUGCAAACCAAACUUUUAGGAGUAACUGGGACCAAUAAACUCUUGAAUUUGAUUUUUCAUACUUGUAUCAAGAACAAUUAUUGCAUCAAGCAUAAAUGUACAAAAAUGUUGUAAAAGUUUGAUUUUUUUCAACAGCUGUAUCCUGAUACCGUUCAGUACCAGCUUGCUAUCGAAGGGCGAAAUCACAUGAUUCACCUGGAAAAAAACUGGUUCGUAUACACGCUUUAAAAUCACAAAAAUAUCUUUCUAGUAUUAUAUUUCAUUACAGAGAAGAGAAGCUUUCUGAUUUGGCCUUUUCUGUGUGGAUUUUAAAGGGAUCUUCUUGGGAAAGACUACACUGAAACACAUUAUUCAGAAGAUGGAAAACGAGUCACAACAUCUCCAAAUGAGGUGAGAUUUUUCUACGUUAAUUUACCUUUAAAUAAGAAGAAAAAAAAUUCACCCUUCUCAAUCUCUCUGGUGAAUAAAGAGGCUCUUUUUAAUUCAUAAAUUGAGGCUAAUGAGUGAGAACUGGGUCAUUAUCAAAAAAAGAACUAACUAACCAUUCAUGCAAAACAUAUUUAUACCUGUAAUUCUGAUUAUUUUCACCGUUUUAACUCACAGUGAAUACAUCAUAAGCAUGUUGAACUCCUGUUAGAUUUUUCCUGCAUUUAAAUGAAUAUUUUGAGCGUCAGUCAUGCGAACAAAGACGUGGACUUUGCCCACAGGUCUCCCUCUUAAACCUCCCUGUGUCACUUUACCAGUGUGCAGUUUGAGUGACUCAAACGUGAUAAAGAUCGGACAUUUCUCACACGUUAUUCAUACUUCCUUGCAGAUAAAACAACAAAGUCCUUAUCUGUGUGUAGAUGAAGAAUGUGAAGUAUAAACCACCUCUGCUUAAUCCUCUGAAUCUUUGCAGGAGCACUGUUACUAUCACGGCCACAUCCAGGGCAUGAAGGACUCUUCGGUCAGCGUUGGGAUUUGUUCAGGAAUCAGGUAAGAAAACCUCGAGGUAUUUUUACAUCUUUGGUUCUUGUUUGUAUUUUUCCACUAAAAUUGUAAUCAGUAAAAUCACCCACGUGCUUGUGAAAUGUGUUGCUUCUUUGUUUUGAGUAAUCCAGCAGUUUGUUCAUGUGUUUGCACCUUUGGUUGAAACUGAACUUGUAUUUACGUUAUUGACUCACAUGAAACUUUUCCUCUGACGAAACUUUAAAUUAUGACAAUAUCUAGUUCAUUUGGUCAGUUUACAUCAUUUUCCCUUAUUUGUUACUGUGUUACUAUCACUCCAAUUCAUAUCUCAUAUAAGAGACUCAAACCUGUAUGGGAUGAAGUCAGUAAAGAAAUGAAAAAGGUACCACUUAGUCCACAGGGGGCGCCAAACUCAUCACAAACUGGAAGCUUCUCACAGUAGCUUUAAAUUGAAAUAAUCUAACGAUGAUAUUAGAGGAGCUGCAGAGAACAAACAACUAUUUCUGUACACAUACUCUAACUCCAUAUUUUACAUGUUAAGUGUUUUUAAAGGUGCAUUUAGUAACUCUUAGAUAUGUAUUUACAUAAUUGUAUCAAUGUAGAAAUUGAAAAUGGAUCGUUCCUGCGCCAACUAGUUUUUUGCUAAAUUAGGAUGAGCCAUAUUUUGAAAAGUGAUUUCUUCCACCACUUUGCCUUUAUUGAUAGAACAGCUGAAGAGAGACAGGGAGUUGAACCAGCAGACGCUACAAUGAGGAUUACAGCCUCUGUAAACGGGGCUCUUGCUUAAACUGCUCCCAGAAUGAGUCUUCUAUAUCUGCAUUGGGUCCUCUUUUUCUGAGUCAUGGGACAAUCGGCUGUGAAACUGCUCUGGUAGUAAAUGCUCAUGAAGCUGACUCACAUCGGAACCUUUGAAACGAUGAACCAUGUCUUCUCCUUCUCUGUUUGCAGUGGUUUUGUGCGAGCACAGCAGCAGGUUUACCUGAUCGAGCCUCUGGGACGCUCUGAUGAUGCUGAUCAUGCAGUUUACAGACGGGAACAUCUGAAGACCCGCGGGACCGUCGGGUGUGGCUCCUCGUCCGACACAAACACUUCUGUACUGUACGACCAGGACCAGGACCUGAGCCCUGCUGCCCUAUUCAGGUCCAGAUCAUGGGUCAGUGACUGUUAAAUCUAUUUCUUCGGGGUGGUUAGGUUAGGCCCUGAAAAUGACACUAUAUUGUGAACCCACAUAUACGAAUGCAGCCAAAGCCAUGUUGUAGUUGUAAUAACUAGGAAGCUGGGUCACAUUAAAACCAGAUGUGUCCAUUACGUAAACACUUAUAUGAGUAAGUUGACACCUAUCAGCACUCUGAGUGACCUCACACAUCCUCUCAGGACACGGAUACUGAAAACUUCGAUGGUACGGCAGAUAACAGACCCACAACAGCCACAGUCAGCAUUCUGAACACAGAUAAACUCCGUUUUCUCACACAAGUUCAACUCUCUGCACACUAUGAGCUGGUCUUAAACUAAACAGACAACGCCAUCAGGCCUUUAUUACCCCUAACAGCUUUAACCAGCCGCUCCUCCCAAAUAUGUCUGCUCCAAUUUGGUGUGCAAGAGUUCUGUUGAGGCACGGCGUACCAAAUUUAUGAGAGUCAAGUUAAACAAAGUUACCCCUCAUAGACACACAUGGGCAGCAGAUAAAACAGAACAGGCACUGAACAAAAUCCAAUAUUAAGAGAAAUAAAACAAAUAAUUUAGUCGUUCAAAAAGCCAGAAGAAGCUGAGAAAAAACAAGGUUCGAUGUGACUUUAGGCUGCUGUUUUCGGCUCAGUUCGAGUGUGCUGAUUGUGACUGUUCUUGUGGUGGAGCUCUUCAAAGCUUCGUGUCUCCUCUGAUACCACAGGGAAAGAUCAGAAUUUUCCAGAAAAUGUUCAGUCUAACUCACUGAACAAUGCGAGCUGUUUGAGAGUGUUGCAGAUUUAGCAGGGGGAUUUUUCACAAACGAUAACAUGAUAAUUACAAAAAAAGUGAAAAAAAAAAGAGGAGAAAGAGGAUUUCGAAUAACUCCAUAAGGAGGGAUUUCAAAUGUGUGUCAAAGGGUGUGCUGCAUGUAAAUGUAAGUGUCUGAAAAUCAGACAGAGCACAUAUGAACUUCCUCUCAGUUUUCCUCCUCUGGUUUCUGGUUCUCUUUUCUGUGACCUCGUUUAACUCGGGGGGGUUAAUUUUUCACACGUCCACGCAGAGUGCUUUUUUUUUUUUAAUGUGAUUGAAUCAGGAUCAGCUUGCAUACGUAAGGGAUCUUCUGUUCAAACAGUAUAAAUACACUUGGCAUGUCGUGCAUGAAGUCUGGACAUUACUGUGACGUUAGGAGACUCUGUGGCUGGAUGAGAGUCUGUGUUUUGUGUCAUGUGGAGCCAGAACGGGAAAAUCCAACACGUGAAGAUUAGCAAGACAAGAUAUUAUUAGCUGACAUAAGAGCUGCCUUUUAUCGACUUCCACUUUAUCUGUCGUUUCUGUUUGUGUGUGCAAAUGAGAAUAUUAAAAGUGUAAAAUAUUGUAAUUUUGGGACAUUAUUUUUGUUUUUAAGCUAAGUUAAUUUUGUUCAAGUGAGACCUCUGAUCCUGGAUCCACCAUGCUCUCUUUGACCCCAGGUCUUCAUGAUAAAGGGUUUCUUCUCAUUCUUCCUUCCUUCAGAAAUCCAUACCAGCCUCAGGUCCACAGAAGUUUGUCGAGCUGUUUGUGGUGGUGGACAACACUGAGGUACGAGUCUCAGUCUAAUAAUCCACUAUCAUGAUUCUGCUGUUAAAUGAAUCUGAUCAUAUUUUAUCCUUCUCCAGUAUAAGAGAUAUGGAAGCGAAACUAAGUCCCGUAUUCUUGGAGUUGUGAACCACAUCGAUAAGGUAAUUCUUUGUGUUUGACUUUGUUUUUUCGCUCUGUACUCUGAUGCGUUCAUACUAAAUGUCCUCCUCUCUGCCUGCAGUUGUAUAAGACUCUGAACAUCCGUGUCAUGCUGGUGGGUUUGGAGAUCUGGACGUACACAGACCACAUUGAUGUCAGCUUAAAUUCUGAGAAAGCUCUGGACAACUUCCUCUCAUGGCGCCAGUCUGAUCUUCUGCAAAGGACGAAGCACGACAACGCUCAGUUUGUGACGUGAGGAGCAGUCUUCGAUAUCUUUAAACUCAGUGAUGCUGCUGCUUUAACCUCAUGUUGGACGUUUCUUCUCUCUAUAGCGGCAAAGAUUUUGAGGGAGACACAGUCGGACUGGCAAAUAAGUUCGCCAUGUGCACUGAAAACUCUGGUGGAGUCAAUCAGGUAUGACUGAUUUACAUUAAAGUGGUAUUCUUCUUGAAUAUUCUGUUGAAUCUGAAUCAAUAACUCUGCAUGUAUCCUCCAGGAUCAUCAUGAUAACCUGAUAGGUCUGGCCUCAACUAUCGCUCACGAGAUGGGACAUAACUUUGGCUUGUCUCAUGAUGCUCCGGGAUGUUUUUGUGGUCCAUCUUACAGCACAGGGAACUGUGUGAUGGCAGACAAGCUCAAGUAAGGACACAUUUACAUAUUAGGAAGCAUGAAUUGUCCAAAAACAUCUCUGAAGGUGUUUGGAUAAUCCCCCUCUUUGGUAUAAGCUCGGUGGUGCAUCUGAUAGAAAGACAAAAAACCACCAUAUUCCAUCACAUAUUGUUGUAACCAUGUGCUGUUUACCUUUGAAUCCUAUCCUCUGUAAAGCUGAAUUCCCUUCGCUCCUCUGCAGGACAGCAGCUCAGGCGUUCCCAGAGUUUUUCAGCAGCUGCAGCGUGGAACAGCUCGCUGAAUUCAUGGAGCGAGCCCAGCCCAGCUGUCUGACCAAACCCAGCUCUGUCAGGACCAUCGCUGUGGGCCCCCGCUGCGGAAACGCGCUGCUUGACCCCGGGGAGCAGUGCGACUGCGGCACAGUGGAGGUAAAACUCUUAGCCAAGGGUUAUGACCUUGUCACUUUUUUUUGAAAGUCUGAACUUGCUCUUUGGUGAUGGAAAAUGCCACCUGGGUUUGGCGUGCUGGUGUGGUUUCCUGAGAGCGAGAUUACAGCUAAUAAAAGCCAAGGUAGCGAUGAUUCAGAGAUCGUGGCCUUGAAAGCUGAAAUAGUUUUCCUGUGUGCUCAUGUCUUAUCGGAGCCGAGGAUUGGCAGAGAUGUGCUUGUGUGAGGAACUGUUAUCACAGCGUGUCAUGAUCAAGGCUGGAGUGGAUAUGUAAACAUGACACAGCUGAAUAAGAAUGUCUCUUUACUCAGGAAUGCAAGAACCCGUGCUGCGAUGCAUCAACUUGUCGUCUGACUGAAGGAUCCCAGUGUGCGCACGGACAGUGCUGUGACAACUGCCAGGUAAUUCUGCUGUUACUGCCCAUUUUAUAGCUCUUUUGAGAGGGUUUGCCAGCUGAAGACACGGUAACAACUCCUGCUUUAACAGGAUGAGGUGUUUGCUGGCAUGUUCGCAAAUCUGUGAGGCUGCACAGAGGUACCAAAUAUGGUAACAGACAGUCCAUCCAGGAGUUGUUGAAACGUUAACUCUAGAGAAACACGACCGUGAUUCUCUCUGUUAGAGUUGAGGGAAAGUCAAGGGGAUUCUCAAAACAAUAAGAGUUCAUCCUCUGGGGACCAGGUGAUUAAACAAACCUUUGUGCCAAUCCAAUCAGUAAACAGCACUUAAAUUCACGGCAACAUGUGGCGAUAUGUUCUCAUGAAAACCUCUUGGCUGCCCAGGAGGAGAGAUGUUUAAGCAUCAGUCUUCAGUGCCAAGGGUUUAUCAUCUGUGAGCAUGAAUGUCCACACUAAGUUAUUAGACACAGGUGUUUAAUAGAAGAUAUUCAUCAAUUUUACACAAAACAAGGUAAACAAAAAAAACAGCAGGCCGAGAGGAAAAGUCCGAAAUUCACAGCAUACAGAUGGGUUCAUCCUUUUGGACAAUGAAUGCCUGUGAUGGUUCGAGUCCAUUCAGCAGUUGUUUUUUACAGUCUUACUGACUUACUGAAGUGCAGCGUGCAGAGAGAGCGAUCAAACAGACACACCCUGCUGCUGGAUAACCACCGUGGGCUUUAAAAUAGCAACAGAAGAAGGUUCCUCUGCAGUCCACUUUGAAACGGCAGCAGUUCAAUAAUAGCAGGAAACAGAGGCUGAUAUGCUGCUGCUUCCAUGAAAUUCACCACAUCCUUCCUCUAAUGACUGGAGGAGACAUGAAAUACACAUGAUAAUAAUUAUACGUGCUGCUCAGCCAGCUGCAGCUUCACUGUAAUUCUUGAUAAAUCUCCUAAAAUGUGCUUUAACCCACAGUUCUCGCUGUCUGGGAGCGUGUGCAGAAGGUCAGCUGGUGACUGUGACCUGCCUGAAUACUGCACCGGAGUGUCGGGGGACUGCCCCGAGGACAGCUUCGAAAUGAACGGCAAACCGUGUUUUGACCAGACAAAGGGCUACUGCUACGACGGCCAGUGUCCUUCAUAUGAGCAGCACUGCUGGAGGCUGUUUGGACAAGGUACACUCUAAAGUUUGUAACGUUAAAAACAACCUUUAGUGUUUCUUUUUCCACCGAGUACACGAAGCCUGGGCUCGAGAAGCUCUGGAUAUACACAUCUUUGUGUAUAAUUUCAGUAAACUCCAGCGUCACAGGGUGGUUUUCUUUUUAUGUGAAAAAGAAAUUAAAUGAAUGAAUCUCUUACUGAAUUAACAGUCUCUACAUUUACAAGAGUGCAUUCAAAUCUGACAGAUGUUUAUGAAAUGCAAGUUCAGGCUCAUGACGUUCAGUAACACCCCCUCCCUUUGAGAUCUGCCACAAUCAUUAAUAAAAUCAGUGUGAGGAAACUACCCUGUGAAACUCCACAUCGCCUGCAAACAUGUUUGACUCCCCGCCAAGCUCUUACUUCAGUUAUAUAAAGAUGAGAUCACUCAAGGCUACAGCCUCAGUAUCCAGUGUUCCUGAUCUAAACAGAUCUGUUGGGAACAUGUGUGCGGACUAGAUGUGCAAACUCAAAAACACUUGAAGAAGCUUUUUGUGGGGGGUAUGCUGUGCAUGUUGGCAGUGGUAAAACAGCGAAACAAAGUCUAAAGUCUGCAUCAUGUCCAGGCAGAACUCAUCCACACCUAAGGAGUCUUCACUUAUCAUAAAAAUAUCUACCAGGCACAUGGGUGAGGCUUUUUCUGUUCUCUGAGUCUUCAGUCACCCUAACAGUAGAGACAUGUUGCACUGAUUCAGGAGCUCCAAAGAGUUGUUCCCAUAAGCUGACCCUGCUUGAGUCAUCAAACAGCUUGCCAGAACUAGCUCCCAGUACCUGACUGCUGUCCAAGCCCAGCAUCAAGGUCUUUUUUCAGCUUGACAGUCUCCAACUUUAGAAUAUAAAUGAAAGACUUAAGAAUGUAACAGAAUGACAAGAAUGUAACAGAAAGACUUGGAAAGUAACAAGAAGACUUAAGAAUUUAAAAGGAGGUCUUCAGAAUGUAACAGAAUGACAAGAAUGUAACAGGAAGACUUAAGAAUGUAACAGAAUGACAAGAAUGUAACAGGAAGUCUUCAGAAUGUAACAGGAAGUCUUCAGAAUGUAACAGGAAGACUUAAGAAUGUAAUGGAAUGACAAGAAUGUAACAGGAAGUCUUCAAAUGUAACAGGAAGACUUAAGUAUGUUACAGAAAGACUGGGAAAGUAAAGGAAUGACUUAAGAAUGUAACAGGAAGUCUUUAGAAUGUAACAGGAAGAGGAAAAUGUAACAGGAAGUCUUUAGAAUGUAACAGGAAGUCUUUAGGAUGUAACAGGAAGACUUAAGAAUGUAAUGGAAUGACAAGAAUGUAACAGGAAGAGGAAAAUGUAACAGGAAGCCUUAAGUAUGUUACAGAAAGACUGGGAAAGUAAAGGAAUGACUUAAGAAUGUAACAGGAAGACUUUAGAAUGUAACAGGAAGAGGAAAAUGUAACAGGAAGUCUUUAGAAUGUAACAGGAAGAGGAAAAUGUAACAGGAAGACUUGAGAAUGUAACAGGAAGUCUUUAGAAUGUAACAGGAAGUCUUUAGAAUGUAACAGGAAGUCUUUAGAAUGUAACAGGAAGUCUUUAGAAUGUAACAGGAAGUCUUUAGAAUGUAACAGGAAGUCUUCAGAAUGUAACAGGAAGUCUUUAGAAUGUAACAGGAAGUCUUCAGAAUGUAACAAUGUCUCCUCUGGCUUCUCUUUAUGUGUUGAGGUUAACUGUGAGGUUCUCUUGUCACUAGGGACCAGAGUUGGACCUGAUAUGUGUUUUGACCUGAACCGACGGGGUGAAGAAGGUGCUAACUGCGGGAGGAACAAAAUGGGCUUCAUCUCGUGUGCAAGACCGUAUGUAUCAUUACCACAUGCACUGCAUUAGUCUGGUUUUACGUCCGAAUUUAAUCCCAUAUUUAUUCACAGAUUUCUUUUUGGCCUGAUUUUCAAGGUCUUGCUUUAAUGAGACUAAAUUUCCUCGAUGAGUUAAUUAGUCUUUUCUUGUAGGAAUCUCAAGUGUGGAUCUAUGUUUUGCACUGGAGGAGGAGAAUCCAUCACGGGCAAAAGAGCUUCCUACACUGUGUUUGGCCUUGAAUGUAAAGUAGCUGUGGAUGACGACAAGACCAGGAACAUGGACAUCGUGCCAAAAGGAACCAUGUGUGGACCAAAUAAGGUAAAACAUUCAGAGAGGAGAUGAAUUUCAGUGAUCGUUUGUUAUUUUUUUGAUUUCCGGUUGAGAACCAGUUGGUUUUUUUUGCAGGUUUGCCACAACAAUCAAUGUGUGGAUGUAUCUGUUUAUGGGAAGAAGGAGGACUGUGCAAAGAAGUGCAGCAACAACGGGGUAAGAGAGCAAACCGGAUUAAUACUUAAAUCCUUUUGAACGUAAACCCUCUGAGUAAAAUAGCCUGAUCCAUGAAUUAAUAAUUACAUGACAUUAUAUCCAUAGGUGUGCAAUCAUAAGAAUGAGUGUCACUGUAAUCCUGGCUGGGCUCCACCGUACUGUGACAUCCAGUAUGCAGAUUUACCUCAAGGUACUGCACAUUUGACUUUCUCUAAAAUGAAUUUGAAUGUGUUCAGAGUUGUGAGCAGGUCGAGAUCUGGAGGUCGGCUCUCAGUCUGAGCUGCUCGGAUAAAACCAGGUCACAGCUGCUGGUUGAAUCACUCUUCCAGUCAGAAACAAACAUGAAUGAUUCAUAAUGACUGAUCUCUUAUUUCUCCCAGCGCUGACCUCAUCAAGAGUUAAUGAAACACCGUCAAAGUGACCUCAGUUAAAGCUGUUUCUUCUCGAAGCUAAACUGCUCUGAAUGUCUCCUUAUACAGUUCAAAACAAAAUUAAAAGAGCUACAGGUUGUUUCCGAUCUUAUAUAGUCUAAUAGUCUUGAGACUAUUUCUGCAUAAGAAAUGAAAAAGUUUACAAACUAUUAUGAGUGAGAGAGCUUGGAUAAAACCAAAGAGGAAGGAGAUUCAUUUCACCACAGAGCUGACCGAAAUUGUGAAAUUCCCGAGAACAAGGAGUCUUUUCUUACCAAAAAAAAAGUUGUGAAAUGCUGCUGGUUUGUACUUUUUACCAAACUAACAGUCUCUAUCAUGACAAAAAGAGAAGACUUAAAAGGAACAUGUUUGUUGGACCGACAGAUGACUAUCAUCUUAUAUUACGAGCAGCUGAAACAAAGAAAUAGUGCCAGGCGGGAUUAAUAAAAGUGUAAGAGGAGGUCCAGCAGACAACCACAAAUGUACGCUGCUCGUCUCUCUACAAACUCCUCUUUGGGUUUCUUCCUCUCCUCGUCUCCUCUCCUCAUGAUGAUGGGCUGGGGGAGUCCGGGGUUGACUUCAGGACACUGGAGCAAACUGUAGAUCCUCCCUGUGGUGUCAUGACCCGAACUUAAUAACUCUUGAGAACUCUGGUGAUGUUGAGGCUCUUGCUGCUCACCCGUCUCCAUCUGUCUUCAUGUUUGGGUGUUGGAGGACAUUAGGAGCUGUGUGGUGUGCUUUUCCUUUACAUUUGAGCACAAGUACAUUGUGUUUGUUUCAAACUGAGCUGGAUCACAUGCGUAUUUAUCCUUAGAGAACCAGAACGGCUAAUAAUUAGCGCAGAACUCGUCUAUAAAUGUGUAUGAAUACCCGACAUCUAGCCGCUCUUUCAGCUCUUUAUAUGUCUAAAAACAAACAUGAAGCAGCGUGACAUACCGUGAUCAUAAACACAACAGGGAGACUGUUAAAUCGUGAAACUUCCCCUUUCUGUCUGCAGGCCAGAGCAGGAUAAUAGCUGGUGUGUGUGCGGUCCUCUCCGUCCUCCUGCUCAUCACCGCUGUGAUCGCAGGCCUGAUGUGCUGCAAAAAGGACAACAUGGAGAACUACACCUACAAACGGUAGCUUUGAUUCCUUCAACAUCUACCCAUGUCAGUGAGUUUCAGAGUUUUUCUCUCACUCCUCUUUAACACGUUUUGUCACCGCAGGAAAGUGCACUCAGCCCCAGGAAAGUUGAACCCCAUGUUCCAGGAGCCGAGUGUAAAAAACAGACCUCAGAUCAGUCUGCCUACUUUCAUGGAGUCAACAGCAACACAAGCCUGCACUCCACUUAUUGUGACUGUGACUCCCUGCAGGCCUGCCCCUCAGGUACAGAGAGCAGACACAUGUUAGAGAUCCAUUCAUGUGUGAGCAGGUUACACAUUUACAGCGAAAAAUACAAACUUCUUAAAGUCACAGUGGUUUUUUCUCUUUCCACAGCCACCAAAGACACUGUCUGCAGAGUCGUCUACCUCACAAGCUGAGCCGGUAAGACUAACAAAGACACACAAACCCGCAACAUGAUCUGAUGCAUAAAGUAAACUGAGGAUCACGUUCAGAGUUGGCACCUUGAGCAAGAGUUUAAGAGUCUAAUGAAAUAAAACAUGGAGCAGAACCUAAGGCCACUUUUAGACGGAAACGCUCUCCAUAGAAAACGGAGAAGUGCCGUUUCGUUUCCAGUUUUUAUGCUGUGUUUACACAAAAACGCGAUGUGGUUGAAAACGCUGUAAUGUGCAUGCCAGGUCGCUAGGUGGCGCGUUUCGGUGUGACCGCGCUCCCAUAGAGAUCAACAACGAAUAGCGAUGUGAGCGAUGUGAGCCAGGACGUCACAGGUUUGACUGUUUUCAGCGUUUUUGUACUUUAGACGAAAGCGGGACGAGCAGAGCGUUUACAACAUUUCCACUCUGAAGGGGGUUUUCACUUUGUUACGUUUUCAUCUCCUGAAAACGCAGUUGCCGUCUAAACGGACCCCUCUAAACGAAACUAAAUUUUUCUGUUUUCUAAGGAGACCGAUACGUCUAAAAGUGGCCGUAGAGGAUAAAGCUGCUGUAACAGUCGGAUGUCCUUUUACACACAGAAAUUUGUGAAAAUUUCCCCAAAAUUCAGAAUGAACUGCAUGAGUGAUGAUGUUUUUAUCACGCAGCCGGCGCACAACUUGUGCAAUUGUUGAGCAUAUAAUGAAGCUACUUCAUAAUAUUUUUUUCACUGAAUCGCUCUUUCACUCUUUCGAUUUUGUCCAAUUAUCAUCAGCAGAAAUUCCAGAAAUUUCCAGGAGUUAGUUGCACGUGUGAAUAAAACUACAGCAUCAAACUCUAACUCCUCUCUCUCUGCAAACAUCUCGCUCAGUUUGUUUACAUGCACGGUCGAGUCAAGCUACGUUUACGGCUCGAUUGAGCAGUUUAACUGGACGACUGUCAUCGCAUUUAAGGUGUUUACCUCCACACAAGCUGUAGAACACGCACAGAACACUUCAGCCAGUUAGAGUCUGAUUGAGGCGUAAACAUGACAGAGAAAAUCGAUCCCCUGUCACAUUAUCCAGGUAUGAGAGGUUCGAUUCGGUGCAAUUUCGACUUAUUGAGAAAGUUCGGUUUCAGUUGAACUUCACAGUAAAUCUUUUUCAGAACAAACUGUAAAAACAAGGACUGAGACUUCUGCAGCGUCCUUGUCCUGUUUACUGAGAGCGCCCUCAUCUACUGUCGCACUGUGAUGACUGGUGAACUGUGGCAAAGGGACAGACUGGAAAAUUUCCAGAAUUUAUCAGUGUCACAUUUGUGAAAAUGGCCUCAGUUAAAAAAGAUAACCAAUGGGCGGCACAGUGGUGUAGUGGUUAGCACUGUCGCCUCACAACCAGAAGGUCCUGGGUUCGUAUCCUGGUCAGGGCAUUUCUUGUUUUAUGAACAGUGAACAAACCAGUUUAAACACAAAUAAACGUUAAUAAAAGACACGAAACAGUAAAAGUUUUGGUGUGAAUCACAAUAUAAGGGGGACAUGAGCUGCUUGGCGGAGGUCUGCGCUCUCCGAGUGCUUUUCUAGUUUUGUUUAUACAUUAAAAACAAACUCUUACCCUUUUUUUUUUUAUCCGCAGAUGAAACCGCAACCUCCGUGUAAACCUUUACCACCUCUGAGUACAGCACAGGUGAGUCACAGCUACAGAUGCUCUCACUCUAAAUAUGAUAAAGUUUCUUUUAGUGUCAAAAUUUAAAAUAAAAAAACUUGAACUGGCCGGUUUUAUUCCAGUGACGCCUCCAUCUCUGUUAUUUUGCUUUGAGAAGUUCUGUAGUGGCAGAGCAGAGUCUUUACAGCGUGAAUUUUUGAUGGAUCUUGGUCGUUUGCUGAUCUGUAAUUUUCUCUGAGUUAAAGAGUUCACUGACCGAGCUCCUUCAUUUAUCCUGGCGGGAAAUGAAACACGUUCAUUCAUCGUUACUUUCAGAGCAUCUUUCGCCGCCUGUCUCCGCGUCCCCGCUUGCUCCUGAAAGUGAAACGUUUCCAGUGUGAAUCUUUACCCUGCAGGCGGCCUCAGCCUGAAGCACGCACUCGUUUUGAACAGUUGUUUAUCAGUUUCCCGUUUCUUUUAAGUGUUUCUUGUGCAGCUGGAGCAUGAGUUUCCCCUCAAGGGAAACAUUCAAGUCUUAUCUUUAAGUCGCAGCUCAUUCUCUGUCAGGGGUCACACUGCUGUUUGUUUUAUUGCGGCUAAAACCUAAAAGCACCCUCUGUUGAUCUCCGAGGAGCUACAUCUUAUUUAUGUGUUUAAUAGAAACCUCCUUUUUGUUUCCAGUGUAAAGCAGCUAAACCGGGCCCUCCUCCUGUACCUCCAGUCAAACCCAGCCCUCCUCCAGCUGCCAGACUCAAACCGUGCCCUCCUCCGCUACCCCCAGUGAAGCCACAGCCUCACAAACCAACAUGAAUCGCCUUCGAAGAAUCAAAGUUUGACCAAAGCAGAGGGGAAACGUGAAUGAAGCGAGAGAGGGCGUCUCUUUUCCAGGAUUAAAUCUGUGUGAGUCACGGGCGCUCAAGAGAGUUUGGAAAAAGUUAACUCUUCGUCUUCAGAGAUGUCGUUGGUGACCGGGGGCUUCACCAGCUGAGAGUGUUUGAUGACAUGAGACCAAAGAGCUGCAGGGAAAACUCUCCCUGAGCUCGUGAACUCUUGGAGCUGUUGUUGCUGUUGUUUGUUGGUGCUCUCUGCCUGUUGUCUUUGUCAUAAAUCUGACGUCUGGGUUUUUUUAAUGCACUUUUUUGAGUGUGAGCAAAAUGACGCUCAUAUAAAAAUGUACUUUUUAAAUAUUUAUUUGAUGAUUGUCUUGUCGGGGACUGCACAGAAAUCAGUCAGGGGAGGAAAAGCAGGUCUUGGUGCUUUUUUUUUUUCUUCUUAUUGUUGCUGAGAAGUCGUUUGUAGUCGUACUUUUUUAAGGAGCAGAUUUUUAAAUUUGAGAUAUUCUCUUUUUACAUUUUUUGUGCACCUUUAAAGUUCACAUUCAUGUGCCUCUGCAGCGGCCCCUUACUUGCUGUUUCAUGAGAACUUGAGGCUAAUAUGACAAUCCUGUGGGAAAACUGUUCCUUACUCAGGCAUCAUAAUUCUACUUUUAUAGAUGUUUUUGUGAAAACUAUGACAGUAAAUCCUCUUAUUUCCUUCUUUGAGUCUGUUUCUGGCUCUGACGCUGCUGAAUGUCUCACUGCUGUCCUUACUAGUCACUAACUUUGUCUUGUUUUGGUGCUGAUCCGAUCGAUCACAGCACAGCAGCUUCGUCAGUCUAAAGAAAUACAAAAAUGCUUCAGUGGCUGUUCUUUAAAUUAGCGACUCUGAAAAGACCAAAUUCCUCUUUGUAUUUUUUUUGUUUUAUGUUAGUUUAUCUGAUCUGUUCAGCUUUAAAAUCAACACUUUUAACUCUGUUUUUGGUCUCCACCACCUCCUGAGUAACAUCUGCCUCCACUUUAUUUCCUUGUAGGUCUCCGAGUUUGUCUUUAUUCAUGUUUGCUGAGGUUAAAUUGUGAUCUUUUCCUCCUCAAUCUAAGACGUCACCCUCCUGAUAUUAGGUCUUUACUCUUGUAAAUUAUUACUUAACGAUCUUGUAACAAUUUAUUCUUCAGUUUUCAGCUUUUUCCUCUCCUAAAUUUACAGUUUUAGUCUCAAAGUGUCAGGUUCUUUUAUCUUUAGGGUUGCCCUGAUACUUCAUUGUAAUUUUGCAUCCCAUGCUUGUGUCCACCUGUGUGGUUAAUUGAGUAAGGUGCCCCCUUGUGGACAAAGAGACACCCGUUUUGUUUUCUUAGUUUAUUUUUUUUCUUGUACAUCAGGUGAAAAUCUGAUCCUCCUGUCACUGUGAGUUUUUAUCGUACAAGGAUAUGUAGAAAGGCUUUUCAUGUGUUAUGCGCUUCAUCUCUUGGACACAAACAUUAGAUGCAGAGUUAAAACACGCCUUCAUGUGCUGAAGAAGUUGUCUGCAUAUUUCUUUUCUAACCACUUUUGAUGUGUUGAUGUUAAUAUCAUGUAUGCAGACUGACAAAGCUGUUUUCGGUCACCUCCACCACCUGAGUUUAACAGCUUUUUCUUCAGCUGCUAAAAGUCACAGAUUUUGUCUCUUGUUUUAGGGAGGAGUGAAAUUUAAGCCAGCUUUUUCCUUAUCACAGAGAGUCAAAGGAGUCUUAUCUAAAAGAAAGAAAGGACUGUGGAUUUCUCCAUAGAUCUGCAUCAUUUUAUACGGUCUUAAAACUGCCCAAAGUCAGCCUGUGCCUUCUUCAAUGUCCUUCCUUUGUACUUGAAAACAGCGAGCAGUAAACACUCUUUGGGAGGCUCUGCACAGUUCGGACAAAUGUGUGUUACUGUGGUUCACCUUUGAGCAUUUAUCUCCAGUCUUCAGAAGCCAGUAUUUGUUUUUCUCUGCACUGAAAUUGUUUUAAGGGCAACAGUCGGUGUUUGUUUCAGUCAAUAAAUGCACUUUUGAAUAUGUAUGACGUCAGAAGCAGAAAGAGACGAUUGUGUUGCAUUAAGAGAUUACAUAAUUUAUCACUGUGAAGUAAAACAUGACCAAGUAAUGAUUCUCUGCUGCUGUUUAUGACGCGACUUGUAUAAUGAUUAAACAUUUUCCUGUACGGCUGUAUUGUGCUGGCUGCUCUGUG
Xyrichtys novacula (pearly razorfish) is the source of this 15887-nucleotide messenger RNA. NCBI's taxonomy places the organism in Eukaryota, Metazoa, Chordata, Actinopteri, Labriformes, Labridae. The record is from the annotation of a GenBank genome assembly.